Messenger RNA from Sinocyclocheilus rhinocerous, 606 nucleotides. Its product is annotated as histamine H2 receptor-like. The transcript has a single exon. Gene Ontology annotation, molecular function: G protein-coupled receptor activity. Bases 1 to 606 code for a protein of 201 amino acids. Gene Ontology annotation, biological process: adenylate cyclase-activating adrenergic receptor signaling pathway; positive regulation of MAPK cascade. The record is from RefSeq and is a predicted model, not a curated record. Gene Ontology annotation, cellular component: plasma membrane. NCBI's taxonomy places the organism in Eukaryota, Metazoa, Chordata, Actinopteri, Cypriniformes, Cyprinidae.
AUGACAUCUCAGAUAGCAUUGGCUGUAACGCUCUCCGUUCUUAUACUCCUCACUGUCAGUGGAAAUAUUUUGGUUUGUCUGGCUGUGUACGCGACUAGACGCCUACGUAACGUUACCAACUGUUACAUUGUCUCGCUAGCGAUUACAGACUCUCUACUGAGCGCUCUCGUGCUGCCGUUUUCCACCCUUUACCAAGUUACGGGCGAUUGGCCACUGGGGGCGCACUUCUGCAACAUCUACAUCUCCCUGGAUGUCAUGUUAUGCACUGCCUCCAUACUCAAUCUCUUUGCUAUCAGCUUGGACCGCUACUUUGCGGUCACUGCCCCAUUGCGUUAUCCAAUGCUAGUGCUUCCGUGGAGAGUUGGUGCGGUUUUAGCGACAAUCUGGCUGGUUUCGUUGGGCGUUUCAUUUGUACCUAUCCACCUAGGCUGGAAUACGAGAGACUUAAGCGUGCAAAAUAUUCGCCAGGGCGACCCUGCACGAGAUUGCCAGUUUGAGUUGAAUCCAACAUACGUAGUGGCCGACGCCUUUGCAACGUUUUAUCUCCCCCUGGUUAGGAUAUGCAAACUCUGCCCUAAACCCAGUACUUUACGCCACACUCAAUAG